This is a messenger RNA of Aureobasidium musti, 2196 nucleotides long. Lineage: Eukaryota; Fungi; Ascomycota; Dothideomycetes; Dothideales; Saccotheciaceae. The record is from the annotation of a GenBank genome assembly.
AUGCACACCCAAUUCUUCCGCUUGGUGACCCAGAUCAACAAUGGUGACACAAAACUCGACGAAGGGGCCAAUCUGCUCUCUGGCUUCAUGACCGAUGAUGAGCAUCUUGCUCUGCUACAGGGCGAGCGCUCCCUUACACAAUACCUUUCAGACAACAAGGCUUCACCACAUCCGGCUUCGGUGAUACCAAGGGUCGGUGUGCCCGGUUUCCAUAUCGUCGACGGCGCGAAACAAUCCUUCUUUACAGAAUUCCCCAGUCCGUUGGGUCGGGCGGCGUCGUUCAAUACUCAACUGGAAGAACUUAUUGUCAGUGUAUCAUCCAUGUUCAAAUGGUGUCCAGUUCUAACACUUCCCGCANNGGGAGAAGCCAUCGGCUUGGAAGUACGAGCCCAUGGUGGUAACGUCUACAGUGGAAUAUGCCUGAAUGUGACACGUCGGUCAGACUGGGGACGGGCACACGAGUCUUACGGAGAAGAUCCAUUUGUUAUCAGCCGCAUGGGCAAUGCAGCAGCAAAGGGCGUACGAAAACAUGCCAUGGUAGCCAUCCGACACUUUGCACUAAACUCUAUGGAAAUCCUUCGAGAAGACGGCAGGAUUACUUGCGACGAAAAGACCAUGAACGAGUUUUUCCUGCAGCACUUCAAAGAUGUUCUCUGCGAGAGUGGAGCAGAGAUUGUGGUGUCUGCUGGAAACCGAGUUAAUGGCGUAGCAUGCACGGAGAAUCCUGCCUUGUUGAACGGCACCUUGAGGGAACGCUGGCAAUUAAACGAUCUGAUUGUGGCUAGCGACUGUACGUGGCUAGUCAAGGGUGGACCGGCGUCAAUCAAAGCAGGCUUGGACAUCGAAAUGCCAUUCAAACCAGGUGGAAGAACAGCAGCCGUCGAGAAUGCUCUUGAGCACCAUACCCUGGAUUGGUCGGAUAUAGAAGCCAUGACUGAUCGGGUCUUGAAAGCCCAGCUGCGUUAUCACUGCCGCACAAUCCAGAUGCCAUUGCCGGACCCGGAGAAGAUAAGAUGUCAGCGUCACAUUGGUCUUGCUAGACGCUCAGUCGCCGAGUCCAUGGUGCUUCUCAAGAACCAUAACGGCUUUCUACCAUUGGAACAAACCUCUCAGAUCAAGAUGACAGUCUUGGGAGAGCUGGCGGAUAGGGUCAGCUCUGUAUACCAAUUCGAUACAGCAUCUCAUGCUGCAGGUCCUCCUGGUACCAGCCCUCUUGAAGAGCUCCGGAAGCGCCAUAAUCUAGUCGUGGACUAUAUGGCGGGCAAUGAGACUGGCAAAGCAACAAAGUCUGCUGUGGCUGCCGACUGUGUCCUGAUAUUUAUACGCCCCUCGAUUAAAUCCGAAUGCGAACAGAAGCGCGGCCGCUUCCUUGACCGCUUCAGACCUCGCAAGCACAGUGGCGAUAGUAAAGUGUCACGUUUCCGGGACCGCAGUCAUCUCACGCUUCAUGCCAAGGACAUCGAGUUAGCCAAAGUAGUCCUCUCGGUCGCUGGCCAGAAAGCGGUGGUAGUGAUCGAGGCAGGCACAAAUGUCACUAUUCCUGUGUGCAUCCGACAGAAAGCCAGUGCCAUACUGUUCUCCAGCUAUGGUUGCCGACAGUAUGGCAAGGGCCUGCGAGACGUCUUAUUUGGCGAGCAAGAGCCUUCUGGUAGAUUGCCUUUUGUGCUUCCAGAUACUGAACAACAACUACUGGAGAAGGAAAGAAACUUAUCUUCGCACGAAAUCAGAUACGACGACAAGUGGGGAUAUCGAAAAUUACGACACGAACAACAGAAACCUGCUUAUCCUUUCGGAUUCGGCCUCGGUUAUUCCACUUUCUCGCUCAACUCACUCUGGUGCUCGCAUCCAAUCACCAAAUCCACCUUUGACGUGACAGUCAACACGAAGAAUACCGGCAACCGUGCUUCGGCAGUGGUGGUUCAAAUCUAUGCUUCGAGCAGUUCACGGCGGGAUAGUGCAACGAGUACGGGAAUCGCUUCCAGGAGUCUUGUUGGCUUCGCAAAAGAAGUCAUCCUGCCUGGUGAGAGCAACGAGAUUUGCAUUACUUGUCGACUGAGUCCUCUGGCCGAGUUCCAGACAAGUACCAACAAAAUGCUCAUUGCUGAAGGCCGGUACGAUCUAUUCGUAUGCCAGUACGACGGAGACACGAAAGGCUUGACCUCUUCAGUCCAAAUUCUGAAUGACGUACAAUGCUGA